Messenger RNA from Enhydra lutris kenyoni (northern sea otter), 1340 nucleotides. RefSeq names its product testis specific serine kinase 6. Bases 64 to 885 code for a protein of 273 amino acids. Gene Ontology annotation, cellular component: cytoplasm. NCBI's taxonomy places the organism in Eukaryota, Metazoa, Chordata, Mammalia, Carnivora, Mustelidae. Gene Ontology annotation, molecular function: tau-protein kinase activity; ATP binding; protein serine/threonine kinase activity. The record is from RefSeq and is a predicted model, not a curated record. Gene Ontology annotation, biological process: microtubule cytoskeleton organization; intracellular signal transduction; protein phosphorylation. The transcript has a single exon.
UUGGAGUCCGGCCGCCCCCCGACAGCAGCCGCCUCCUGCUCCCCGCGCGCCCCAGGCGCCACCAUGUCGGGCGACAAACUUCUGAGCGAACUCGGCUAUAAGCUGGGACGCACGAUAGGCGAGGGCAGUUACUCCAAGGUGAAGGUGGCCACGUCCAAGAAAUACAAGGGCACAGUGGCCAUCAAGGUGGUGGACCGGCGGCGCGCGCCGCCCGACUUCGUCAACAAGUUUCUGCCACGCGAGCUGUCCAUCCUUCGAGGCGUGCGACACCCGCACAUCGUGCACGUCUUCGAGUUCAUCGAGGUGUGCAAUGGGAAGCUCUAUAUCGUGAUGGAGGCGGCUGCCACCGACCUGCUGCAGGCAGUGCAGCGCAACGGGCGCAUCCCCGGGAGCCAGGCGCGCGACCUCUUUGCGCAGAUCGCUGGGGCUGUGCGUUACCUGCAUGACCACCACUUGGUGCACCGUGACCUCAAGUGCGAAAACGUGCUGCUGAGCCCCGACGAGCGCCGCGUGAAGCUCACUGACUUUGGCUUUGGUCGCCAGGCACACGGCUAUCCUGACCUGAGCACUACCUACUGCGGCUCGGCCGCCUACGCGUCUCCUGAGGUACUCUUGGGUAUCCCAUACGACCCCAAGAAGUACGAUGUGUGGAGCCUGGGCGUCGUGCUCUACGUCAUGGUCACCGGGUGCAUGCCCUUCGACGACUCGGACAUCGCUGGUCUGCCCAGGCGCCAGAAGCGCGGCGUCCUCUACCCCGAUGGCCUCGAGCUGUCAGAGCGCUGCAAGGCCCUGAUCGCAGAAUUGCUGCAGUUCAGCCCGUCUGCCAGGCCCUCAGCGGGCCAGGUAGCACGCAACGGCUGGCUGCGUGCUGGGGACUCCAGCUAGAAGCCGGGGUUCCAGCCAUUCCCGCCGCCCCAAGCACUGCGCAAGCGCAGUGCAUGCGCGCGAAGCGCGCUUCCGUACUCUCGCGAAGCCGACAUGCACCACUGCGCACGCGCACUUCCCCCUUUUUCCUGACUCUGGAUGGCUGGGGCCGUAGUCGCCCCUGUUUAGAAUCUAGCUCCUCUCCCCAAGAUCCCGAGAGCAGGAGGGCGCAAGCGCUUCCUCUGUUCUCCAAGAGAAGGCCUCGGGAGGGGAAGGGACGAGAAGAAAUGGAAGCGUUGCGCCAGCGCGGAAUGAGCGAUGGCUGUGGGCAGGCGGUGGAUAUCUGGAGGAGCUGCCAGGGAGUGGACACGUGUGGAGGGCGUCCUUCUCUAGUCACCCGCGCAUGCUGGUGGGGAAGGCACGGUCCGAGCGCUGCCUCCUUGGAACUUGCAAUAAACUCGCUCUUCCUCGCACCU